Molecule: messenger RNA, 2161 nt
Organism: Amborella trichopoda
Lineage: Eukaryota; Viridiplantae; Streptophyta; Magnoliopsida; Amborellales; Amborellaceae
Product: NAC domain-containing protein 53
Biological process (GO): regulation of DNA-templated transcription
Molecular function (GO): DNA binding
Source: RefSeq, a predicted model, not a curated record
AGGAAAUACGAGGCCUAUUUGUAGGUUCUCGUCUGCUGCUUCCAUGGUUUACCCUAUUUCUCUCUCUUGAUUUCUAGGAUUUCUGCGAAUUAGGGAUUUUUUUUUUUUAGGGUUUCAGAUAAUUUAUGAAUGGGUAAGGUUUCGCUUCCUCCUGGCUUUCGUUUCCACCCCACCGAUGAGGAGAUCGUGAGCUAUUAUCUGAAGAGAAAAGUUUGUGGAAAAUCAUUACACUGUAAUGCUAUUUCCCAGAUCGAUCUCUACAAAUCCGAGCCAUGGGAUCUUCCGGGUCAGUCUCUGCUGAAAACCAGGGACCUAGAAUGGUACUUCUUUAGCCCCCUUGAUAAGAAACAUGGAAAGGGUUCACGUACAAAUCGAGCUACAGAGAUUGGGUUUUGGAAAACCACUGGAAAGGAUCGACCAAUUCGACGUAAUGGGCGAACUGUUGGCAUGAAGAAGACACUGGUUUUCCAUGUCGGUCGAGCGCCAAAUGGAGAGCGAACUAAUUGGGUCAUGCAUGAGUAUAGGCUUGAAGACAAGGAAUUGAACGACAAGGGAAUUGUACAGGAUGCAUAUGUAUUAUGUAGAAUUUUUCAGAAGAAUGGCCCUGGACCCAGAAAUGGUGCCCAAUAUGGGGCACCAUUCAAUGAAGAGGAAUGGGAAGAUGAUGUUGUGGCUGAUUCUCUGAUACCACUCCCUAUGGUCAGUGGUGUGGCUCCUUCGUCAGAGCCUCAAAUGAAUCAGCUUGUUGUGGUUCCUAAACAAGAGAUGGAUGAAUUAGUAUCUGAUCAGGCACCCAUUUUGGAUGGUAGCUCCGGUAGCACCAAUGAAAAUAUCUUUUCAUCUUAUAUUAAAUCACAUGCUCAUGAUCUUAAAGAUGAAGACAAUGUGCAACUACAGCCAGCUAAUGAAGAUGAUUUUGCUUGGCUUUCCCAUGAGAAUGGGUUUCUUCAGCACAAUGGUGAUAAUCAGGAAUUGAAUGCAGGCCUUCUUAUUGAUGGAUUCCAUGCUUAUGACCUUGAUGACAUGGAAGAAAAUGCUUAUGAUGGAGAAGCUCAUCAGAUGCUAACACCCAUUGACGAUGAUUCCUUCUUAGAAGUUAAUGAUAUUCUGAAGCAUAUUGAUACCCAGAAGUGUGAGGCUGAGACAGUCGAACCCGAGGCUGAGAUGGUUGAACCCUUUACAUAUUUUGAUACGGUGAUUGAUAAUCCAGUAAUUGAGGAUGGGUCUUUCUUAGAGAUGAAAGAUGUAUUGAACCCCCUGGAGCCUGAACCUGAUGAGUCUGAAUUCCUUGAUGAUAUCCUGAACUUCUUUGAUACUGUUGAUGAUGAUUCAAAUCCUGUUUUGCCAGACUUAUCUGCCAGACUGCCUGUUAAUGAAGAUUAUAAACCUGAGCAAUCGAAAAUGGUUACAAAGGUUGAUGUUGAAGGUUCAUUACAAGGAUAUGCUGCUAACCCACAUACCCAUGAGACCACACAUGUGCAUGGUGUAGAAGGUGCUUCAUCCUCGGAGCAAAAAGCUGAUCCAUUUACUGGGACUGGGGACAAGUUCAUCAAAGGCAAGGUGGACAAGAUUUCAGAACCUACAGAUGUUCCAAGUGAUGAAUCCUUCGAUGGAUUGUUCUCAAAACGGUUCCAGAACAUGUUGGGUUGCAUCCCUGCACGCCCCGCAUUAGCUGCCGAGUACCCCACAAAAGGAGGCCUCAAACUCUCUCAAAACGAGGCUUAUGCAGGUGCAUCCAUCAAUGUCACUGCAGCCACUGUGCAUAUAACCCACAUGUCAUUUAUGGGAAGCGACACAAAGGCAUGGCCAUUGCAUGAUUCCCGCCACAUGGAUUACCUUCUUUCAGAUGGCAUAGUAAUGGAUGAUUUAAUGGUUCGGAAGAGCUCUGUUAGUCUUGGUGAGCUGGUCUUGGGUACCUUCAGCAGUGACAUGGUGGUGGUUUUGAGGGGUGGGUUUGCAUUUUUCUUUAUGCUGCUCGUAUUAUUGGGUGUAAGUUAUAGAUUCGGAAAGUUGAAGGUAUUCUUUGGGAGUGCUUUGCUUUGAUGUUUCAUGGCUGUAUUUGGUUACAUUGUUCUUGUUGGGUUUUGCUGACAGUUGACUGAUGUUUGUUGUAUGUAUGAACAUGAAGCCUUCUUAGUUAUCAAAGAAUAACUUUAUCUUA